This is a messenger RNA of Parathielavia appendiculata, 510 nucleotides long. RefSeq lists its product as uncharacterized. The annotation marks the transcript as partial. The record is from RefSeq and is a predicted model, not a curated record. The transcript has a single exon. Lineage: Eukaryota; Fungi; Ascomycota; Sordariomycetes; Sordariales; Chaetomiaceae.
GUAGGAGCCACGGCCGGGACAGCAGCAGCAGCGGCUAUCGCCUAUGGCCGUGAUCGCCACGCGCCAUCAUCUCAGGCACCGAUGCGGCAGACAGGCCAUCUACAGCCCGUCGUCCCGCCUGCCGCCGCCAGACGGGAACGGGACAGCAACAGGGUGUCAGUUUUCACAAACGACUCAAUGACCAGCGCCGGAUUCACCCCGUCUCCCGUCUCACCCAUCUCACCCACGAAUCUGCUUUCCCCAGGGACAGUCCGCACCUCGCGACCGGUCCAGGAACCGCCAGAUCCCCGCAUCACGGCAGCCGCCAACGCCCACGUCAGUCGAGGCAGCGUCAGCAGCAUCAGCACCGGCAGCGCUAUCAGCGCCGCGCUGGCGCCCGGGCAGAUGGCAUGGCCCAUGCCGCCCGGCACGCCGCCCGCCAUCCGCCACCCGGAUGGGCCGCACUACCUCAAUUUCCAGCAGACGGGCGAGACGGUCGUGAGGAUCAACCAGCCGCCACGCAGUAACCGG